UCGAGCAGAGUCCCUGUCCAGGGUCGUUGGACGGUAAGGGAGGACGAUAUAGGUCGGUGCAAUCACUUUCUUCGUCACUUGCUUGGGCCGCUCUGUGCAAGGUUUGUGUCGGCUUUCGGUGUGUUGCAGGGGGUGUUAUCGAUAGAAGGUGAUGCAGAUCCACUUGGAUGAGGGUUCUCAGGUGCGGAGCCUUGCACGACGCGUGCAGAAUGUCUUCGAGUGGAAUAGGAUGUCGUGUUUAUCUCCACAGAGUUCGUGACUUGUAGUUUUCUGUAUAGAUGUGGGGGUGGUUGGGUGUGUUAGGAGAUCUCGCUUGAGCAGUAGAAUGCUAAGAGUUCCGUGAGUGAGGAACCCAGUGGAAGAGAUAAUUUGUGGCAUUUUGUCAUUGGAACCAAAAUGACGACCCCAGUGCUGCAGACGGCCACGAGAAGACUCGGAAAAACCGAGGCGAACUGGGUUGCUGUUGUGAAAACAGGCACGGGUAUUUCCAUCUCCUCCAUCCUUUUCGAUCGCUGUAUUCCAGCUGCUGAUCUGGAUUUCGCUCUCCAAGAGCUUCUCGCAAAGAACCCUCGCCUGAGAUCCAAAAUCACAUACGCUGAGGCGGACAAGAAGCAGCAAUGCUUCGAGACGCCGGAUGAGGUUUCCAUCACCGUUCCCGUGAUCCCCUCUCGGUUUGAUUCUCUGUUACAAAGUAAUGGUGGGGCGGAAGACUCGGAGGGCGAGAUCCGGGAGCCGUGGCACUUGAUCACAGAGGAAGAGCUAAACACACCCUUUCCAACGGACUGUCCAUUCCCAGUGUUCGAGUGCAAGCUUUAUAUCUUGUCGGAUUCCAAUUGCCUCGUUAUUCUGCGCCUCCAUUCUGCUGCCGCUGAUAUUGCGAGCACAGGGAUUAUAGUCAAGCAGAUCGUUGAGUCCCUCCACAAGCGAUCAUUUGGAACCACAGACGCUGCCGUUGCAGAUAAUGGCAUUGAUCAAGCAGAGGUCAUAAGCAAAAAGAUGCAGGAUUCGGCCACUGUUGGGCAAAAAGUAGCCGAUCCGAAGCUUUUGGCGACUACUGGUGGGAAAUUGAACUACCAUCUGCCGUGCAUCGAGAGCGUGGUUCCCCCCGGUGAAGGAAAGAAGCCUUUCUGGGCUCACGGCAUGGAUGUGGUGGGAUAUGGCUUGGGUUCGCGCAGAUAUUCUUAUCUCCCCUUUCAAGACACCGUCAGUCCAAGAAGCUCCAAGCUCAUUCGUGCGGCAUUGACCGCUGAGGGCACUAAUCUCCUGCUGAAGGAAUGUGAGAAGCGGGGCGUUUCAAUCGGUGGAGCAAUCAAUGCCGCAGGAUUGAAGGCUGUGGCGGCAGUCAAAAUGCUGGGCAUGAAAGAGGAGAAUUACAGUUCUGCAGUGUUAGUUCAGUGCCGCCACCGCCUUGAGCCCAAACUUGCGGAUUCCGCCGUUGGUUUCUACCAUUCAGCGAUAUUGAGAACAAUGGACGUGUCAGAGAGCAUGCCCUUCUGGGAGGUGGCCACGAAGUGUACAAAGGACUUCAACGAGGCAAUUAGGAACAAGAAGCACUUCACAGACAUGGGGGAUCUGAACACCCUGUUGGGACAGGCGCUUCGAUUUCCAAAUCUCACCCCGAGUAAGACUCUUCGCACCGCAACGUUGUCCAUGACUCUUGAUCCCGUCCUGGAAGACGUUGGCCCUGCAGCUGCCGCAGUAGGUGUCAAGGACUACAUGUCGUGUUCGGCCGCUCAUGGAGUAGGGCCGUGCUUGGGCAUCUUUUCUUUCAUGAGACAACGCUCGCUUCAAUUUUCCUUCGUGUAUCCAUCGCCGCUGUUCUCGACAUCACAGACACAGAGACUAGUAGACCAUAUUCUUAACUAUCUCUCCGUAGGUAGCGAUAACCAUCCAAUUGCUUGAGGGCAACUCAGGUUUUGUAGGAAAUUAUGACCAUCCGUUAACAUUUACUCAGUUGAUCUGUAGUUGCGAAAACGACGAAGCAAUGCGUCAUGCGUCAGCUAACCAUUCCUUGGCCAAAUUCAAAGAUAGCAUGAAGUCUGUCAUUCAGGAACUGAAAAAGUACAAGUUCAGUCCCGUAAAAAACUGUGCUUCGUCAGAAAAUUAAGACACUAAAAAAUGAAAAGAAACGGACAGGCCUUGAAAAAAUCACAAAGCCUUACAGGUACAGGACCGGAAAGUACUCUUCGAGCUGUUCCAAUUACAAUCAAUAACUUCACUUCAUUCCAUUUGAA
This is a messenger RNA of Physcomitrium patens, 2234 nucleotides long. RefSeq lists its product as uncharacterized. NCBI's taxonomy places the organism in Eukaryota, Viridiplantae, Streptophyta, Bryopsida, Funariales, Funariaceae. The record is from RefSeq and is a predicted model, not a curated record.